This is a messenger RNA of Radiomyces spectabilis, 2702 nucleotides long. RefSeq lists its product as uncharacterized. The record is from RefSeq and is a predicted model, not a curated record. Gene Ontology annotation, molecular function: single-stranded DNA binding; damaged DNA binding. Bases 66 to 2588 code for a protein of 840 amino acids. Gene Ontology annotation, biological process: mismatch repair; nucleotide-excision repair. Gene Ontology annotation, cellular component: XPC complex; nucleus; nucleotide-excision repair factor 2 complex. NCBI's taxonomy places the organism in Eukaryota, Fungi, Mucoromycota, Mucoromycetes, Mucorales, Radiomycetaceae. The transcript is spliced from 9 exons.
UGACAAACCGAUCGUCCCGCAUAUCUUUUAAGUAGCACCACCUUUUUUUGUGUGUUUUUUUGUUCAUGGCCAAAAAAAGAACUGCGAAAUCGCAAAGUAGCAACGAUCCACACGAUGAUGACUUUGAGGAUCCCCCACCGACCAAGCGGGUCACGCGCUCUUCGCGAAACACCGUGCAAGCAGGCUCUUCCAAACCGACGCCUGCGCGUUCAACAAACCGCAGUAAAGCGACAUCAAAAAAGAAUGCAAAAACACCGAAAAAAGCAAAGCCUGAGCUCAAGGAGACCAGUGCUUUGAGUGAUGACGGCCAUGUUGAAGCGCCUGAGUUGCCAGACGACAGGCCGCAGCGAGAGUCGGCGUUGGACCAUGAGCACAGCAAUGUUCAAGUGACAGCCGCCGAAUCACGAUUUUGGUCUUCAGACGAACAUUCUAACGAAAAUACAAUACCCACGGACAGUGUUGACCACGAAGCUGAAGAGAGCGACGACGACAUGGAUUGGGAAACCGUUGAUGUUCCCUCGCUUCCGGAAUCCGAGGUUGGUGAAGCAGUCGACGACCAUAAAAAAGUAUACGACGAUGUCGAAGUCGUUUUUGAAGCACCUCGUGCCGUUCUAAAACGUUCCAAGUGGGAAAUGGCUUAUGAACGGAUGGUGCGUGAAUGGAUCCAUAAUAGUCACGUUGUGGCGCUGAUUGCGCAUUAUAUGCUGCGGAAUUCAUGGUGUGCCUCGCAAGAUGUCCAGUCUGUUUGUCUGUCAGUGAUACCCGAUUAUAUCCAGAAUCAAAGUGCAAGCAAAGAGGAAUCUUUUCAUGAAUUCCAAACCGCUCUCAAAUGGGCUCUCAGUUGGUGGAAAUCGUUUUUCACCCUCACAGGCCCCGGGUUGCUCACUUGGACAUACAAUGAAAUUGACACUCUUCUGACUGCGGCUGACAAUGAUAUUUCCAUCGAAAACUUGCAAGGGCUUGCCAAUACGCGGAAUGUCGGUAGUGAAACCAUCAAAGACACGCGUGAUUUUGUGGAGAAAUUGACCAAACCCUCCGGAACAAGUGAUACUUCUGCCGAACUUUUUAUCGCCAUUUUAAGAGCCCUUGAUUUUGAUGUCCGCCUGGUUGCUUCACUACAGCCCAUACCGUACCGUGUCCCGGCACAACGUUCAGAGAAUGAACGCAACAAAGCAAACAACCUGAUGUUAAAAGCUGCUGCGGACGAUCAGAAGGAAGCAUUGCCUGAACCCACCGAAGAUUUGGCGUUUCCUUUCCGAUCCCCUCGACCUCGGCUAGACACACCCAACGCCGAAGAAACUGACACCAAAUUAAAGCUUGCCACAGCCCGACCACCGACGGUGUGGGCCGAAGUGUAUGACACUCACAACGAAAAGUGGAUCUGCAUCGACCCAGUUCGAGGCCUUUUUGAUCAACCGAAAGCGAUGGAACCAUCCAGCACGGAUCGUCGGAAUAUCAUUUCGUAUGUGCUUGCAUUUGAUGCCGAUAAGGAUGGUUGCACGGAUGUCACCCGGCGGUAUUCUUCUCGCUACAGUAAAGCCGUGAAACUGCGAGAUCGUGAGCUGACCAAAAGAGAAAAAGAAGGCGGUUUGCAGCAGUGGUCGGACAUGCUGUUAAACAAAAUCCAACGUCGCAAGCAUGGUCCUCGAGAACAACGAGAGAAGCAGCAUCUGGAGGCCGCGGAAACACAGGAAGCCAUGCCCACAUCUAUUCAAGGGUUCAACAAUCAUCCCGUGUAUGCUUUGGAAAGGCAUCUCAAGAAAUUCGAAGUGUUGCAUCCCAAGGAACCGGUCCUAGGGCAUAUCAAAGGCGAAAAAAUCUACCCAAGAUCGUGUGUGAAACCCGUGCACACGGCGGAAACUUGGAUGAAAUACGGCCGGGUGAUUGGAGACGGCGAACAGCCGAUCAAGCGAGUUAAUGCUCGCGCCGUGACGGCAGAAAAAAAGCGAAUGCAAGAACUGGCCAAACAAGAAGGCGAGACCCUGCAAGUCGGGUGUUACGGUGAAUGGCAAACCGUCGCCUACAAACCAUCUCCUGUUGUGGAUGGUCGAGUACCACGCAAUGCGUACGGAAAUAUUGACCUGUUUACGCCUGAUAUGCUACCGGAAGGUGCAGCGCAUAUUCCCAUCGACGGUAUUGGCAAGGUUGCUCGUAAACUGGGCGUGGAUUUUGCAGACGCAGUGGUUGGGUUUGAUUUUGUGAAACGACGAUCAGUGCCUGUGACACGAGGCAUCGUUGUAGCAAAAGAAGCAGAGCAGAUGCUUUUGGAGGCUUGGGGCGAAUUUGAACAGAACGAGUCGAACAAGGCCAUUGCGAAGCAUGAAAAAGAAACGUAUGCUCGCUGGCGGAAGAUCAUUAUGGGUGUUCUGAUCCACGCAAGAGUGGAAGAAGACUAUGGACAGCCGACAGCUCCCACUGCCGAACCCGCAAAUAAGGAGGACAAGGCGGAAGCUGUCGAGACCAAAUGGGAAUCAUUUUUAAAGUCACGUCAAGAGCAACAGGAAACUGAGGUAGCUGGCGGCGGUUUUGUCAGUGAGCCUUUCGAAGGAGGCUAUUUGCCAGAGGACGAAGAAGAACAAGACAAUUAAAAAGAGUGAAGAAUGCAUUUGUAAAUACUACGAUCGUCGUUAAAUGUAUAUAUCAAAUAGAGCGUUUUAAUUUAUAAAAAUGACCGAGAUGAUCUCCCACCUCAAGUCGAUGAG